Plectropomus leopardus (leopard coralgrouper) is the source of this 894-nucleotide messenger RNA. Lineage: Eukaryota; Metazoa; Chordata; Actinopteri; Perciformes; Serranidae. The record is from RefSeq and is a predicted model, not a curated record.
AGACGCCAUUACAGGUUGUGAGAUCUCUGCUGGAAAACUCACAUUUGGACAAUUUCGAGACGUCAAAGGGAGAUAUUUUAACUUGGUGAGUCUUGCUUUUGAGAGACAUCUUAGUUACUGAGACAAAUGGCUGAGAAAAGUUCUGUUCUUGAAAGUUUCCUGAGCUGCCAUGUGUGUUCAGAGACUUUCAGAGAUCCUGUGUCUCUGAGCUGCAACCACAACUUCUGUUCAAGCUGCCUGAAACAAUUCUGGGAACAAACUAACAACAAAAACUGUCCCAUUUGUAAAAGAAGAUCCUCAAAGGAUCAUUUAGACGUGAACUUUGGACUGAAGGAACUGGCUGACUCUUUUGCCGAGACACAGAAAACUGGAUCAUCUGAGACAGAAAAAGAAACGAAGAAAGAGGAGCAUCAAGAGCAUCAAGAAGAGACUAAAUUGUUCUGUAAGGAUGAAGACAGAGCUGUCUGUCCCGUCUGUGAGUUUUCUCUCCACCAGAGUCACAAGGUGGUUCCUGUAGAACAAGCACUCAGUGAGCUGAAGGACGAGCUGAAAUCUGACUUAAAGUCUCUGCAGGACAAGAGGGACAAAUAUGAAAAAGUGCAGGAGACAUACAGAGAAGUGAGUCAACACUCCAAGAAGCAGCUGUUGUCCACAGAGAGACAGAUCAGAGCAGAGUUCAACAAGCUCCACCAGCUCCUGAAAGAGGAAGAGGAGUCCAGACUGGCAGCUCUGAAGGAGGAAGAGGAGCAGAAGAGGAGGACUCUGAGCAGAGAGAUGAGGAUGAUUGAGGAGCAGAUCUCCUCUCUGUCAGACAGUAUCUGUGCUGUUGAAGAAGAGCUGCAGAAACACAAGGUAGCGUUCCUCAGCAGUUAUAAAGACACUCAGAGCAGAGCC